UACUGCGUCGGAAAUGACGUCACGAGCAAAACCAAGAGGCAACACAAGCGGUUGUUGAAAAGCUAACCGGGUCGAAUGCUUAUUAACUUACUCGUGAAUUUCUUUAGCUAAAAAAAACUCAUGGGCUUAUAGUUUAAGUACAAAUAGUUUAACACUUGAGGCUUGACAAUGGUUUCCACGAGCUGUUGUUUCCUAAUGUUGCGGUUUGUUGACAUUUUUACGCUUUCACCGUUGGAUAGCAUACAGAUGCUACCGUUGAGCUAGCACCAUUAGCCUCCUAAUAGAUGACCAUGAUUUUCAUCAAGACAAUCCGUAUUAGUUAAUAGCUCGUUGUGCAUCGUUAGCUCAUCCUUCCAAAGUGUAUCCGUUCAUCAACUGCCUGAAAUAUUCAUCUCCAAGAGGUAAACGUUAACCAAUGGUGUCGCGUUAAAGCGUAUAAACAACAUGGUAGCGUUUUCCGAGGAGAACUUUUGACGUUGUAUUCGAGUCUUGAUUUUCUCACAAACACGCGAAAGUCCACCAUGUCGGACCUAGACACCCUCAUCGUGACCUUUCAGACCCAGCUGUCGGAUGUAAUGGAGACCGUAACAAAGACCGCCAUGUACGAGGUCACGAGGUUGGUUGAGGAGGGCUUCUUGGAGGAGAUGCAGCGCAGGAACCAGGAGCUGGAGUCCCUGAGGAUGCAGCUGCGACGGGCUGAGACGAAACUAAGUGACCAAGUGGGGAAAGACGCAAGAACAACCGGGAGGUGCGUUGGGUGUUCAAAGGGUGAUGUGCCACUGCGCGGUGGUGAUCCUGCAGAAGGAAGCCCCACAGAACAGCCAGCUGAUAUCUUCAGGGCCUGCGUGAUCAAAGAAGAAGGUGACUCUAUGGAAAGGUGGUCAAUGUGCUGCGCACAGGAAGUCAUACCAGAGUCGGAAGACAAUCCUACAUGCACUUUUAGUCCUGAGAGGAAGCGUCUGACCGAAGAGGAGGAUGCGUUGCCGGCGGUGGAUGUAAAGGAUGAAGAUGCAAAUAAGCUGUCUGGUUUUUCUGUGCAUUGGAGGGCUCCUCUUGAUUAUGAAGUGGAACCUGAGAAGACUGAGGCACAACCCGAACGAGCUCAAGAGAGCCGUGAAAAACUAUUGAGGGAUGUUAUUGCACAAAACACGCAGGUCCCUGCUACAUACGUUUUUCCCAAAGACCAGGAGCCAGCUCACGUGGCCACAGAGUCGUCUUUAGUGGUGGACGGAGGCUGGACCGGCAUGGCUGUCACAACAGCUGCUUUACUGCAGAAUGACAGAUUUUCAUCAGAACCGCACUGUGAUCCAGUCAAAACCAGUAGUUCUCUAAAGCUAACUGAACAAGAGCUGUCCAACUCUGUCGCAGCACAUGUCGAUGUUCUGAUUUCCUCGCGUGCAGAUCAGAUUUCAUCCUCAGCGUCCCCGACGUCGAGACUGCAAAACAGUGAUGCGUAUGGUGUCACUAUCAAGCAGGAGGUGGUCGUCGAUUCGGAUGGAUGUGUGGAAAGCGAACCUAAAAAAAAGAGGACAAAGAUGUCCAGGAUGGCAUCUUUCUCAUGCUCGGUUAAACAUCACAGAGGGAGUUCAGAUGCAUUUAAGCAGAACCGCAUUUCCCACAAAGCAUCUGUGCAGGACGUUAAGAAGCUGCAUUCCAAAGUGGCCGCUGGUCUCCGAUUACAAGCUGCUGUUCAGCACCUCCACGGGCCGACGAAAAAGGCCGCUCACGCACACUCGAACAGUGCUAACACAGCACUGUCUAUAGCUCCCGUAAACUUAAAUCCCCUCAACAGAACUCAGUCCACAUCUAAAACGCUUCCUCCACCAUCUCUCUCAUUGCAGCGAGUUCACCUGGGCGAUAAACAGGCCGCAGCACACAAUCGGACGGGUGUCCCUUGGGUCAGCAUCAAAGUGCAGCAGUCCGCAAACGCCCUUCGCAGCGACGCGCUACUCCUCCCGGACUCUGACCCUCGCACCGUACCCAGGCAUCUCCUGCGCUGCGGCGUGUGCGGGAAGUGCUUCCCCCACCCCAGCAACCUGAAGGCCCACCUGCAGACGCACACAGGCGAGCGGCCUUUUUGCUGCUCCCUCUGUGGUCGCAGCUUCACCAAGCUGAGCAACCUCAAGGCUCACAGACGGGUCCACACAGGGGAGAGACCGUACUGCUGCUCGGCCUGUGGCAAACGCUUCACCCAGAAAUGCAACCUGAAGCGCCACCAGAGUAUCCACCUGGAUGUAUGAUGAUGGAGAGCCAGCGUUAAGAGGGUGUGUUCCUUGUCGAUGAAGGUGCUAGUGUUUUUGUAAUGUUCUUCUUGUGUACUUCUCUCUUUAGUGAUCCUCUGCAGUGUGUUGUGAGUCAUGCCGAGAUAGGUCAAUUGUCACUGGGUCAGUAAAUAUUCUGUGAAUUCAAGUCCAGCGUAUCGGUCGACUAAAUUGCGCUGUUUUUUAGCACAACUAUACUUACUGUGUAACUGAUCAGGGCCUUUAUUUAUUAUUAACCUGCUCUUCAGUCACGCUCAAAAACCUAUAUGAAAGAAAUUCAUUAAAUUACCUCCGUCUUAAAAAUACUUAAUGAAAUACACCAGAGGUUUUGAGAAGAUCCUAGUUUGCUCAUAUAUAAAAACACUAAUACUAAGAUACCGUAUCAUUGGCCCUGACUUAUGAUGACUUAUAUUUAUAGGAACUGCAAGUUUAUAAAUGUGUAGCUUUAACAUACUACUGCUUUUAAAAAGGAUCUUUCACUGCUUUUCAGUUUAUCUUCAUUUGGUUUCCUAUUUGUGUACAAUUAUUAUUUAUCCCUAACCAUGUGUUUUCAUGUUACAAAUGAAUUAGAUUACUUUUGAUUUCCCUUGUGCUACUUUUUACUGGAUAAAAAGAGAACUGAUGUUUCUUUACAAGACAAAUUAACAUUAUUCCCCUUUUUCUGAUUCAUAUUUAUUUUAUACAAUUUAUUAUCUGAACAAAUAUGCUGAUUAUUUCAUAGGCUAGUCACAAGAUGUGAACCUCUUAAAAUAGUUUGAAAAUGACUUCAACUUGUUGUUCCUUAAUAAACCCUACCGUGUAAUUCCCAAAAGUCUGGUUAAGAGCACAUGUCAUGUGACUAAAACAUUACAUAACAUCAUAACAUUAAAUUAAAUUUCAGGAAUUAAAAAUUAAAAGUAUGAUUUGUCUCUUCAAAUAACAGCUGACCAUUUUGUAAGUUAUGGCUGAAUUUAAAUUCUGACUGAUUUUAUGUCCUAAUCACUUACAGCAACUUUUUUUAAGCAUCUUUAAAAAUAACUAACUCACAAUUUCGUUUUACACCACUUGGUGUCAGGCUCAGACCUAAAUAUCACAACAAUAGCAGAUAUUGUCAGAUGACAUUUUUGUCCUUUUGCUGGGCUGCUAAUGUACUGUUUUGAAUGGAGGAUAUAGUUAUCUUAAAGUCUGUAGACACACACUUAGUCGCUCAGUUUCCAAGCCUGUGUUUGUGCUCGUUACGUAUCUCCUGCUCCGUUGUAUCUGUAGUUAGUAGGGCAUCAAUGUGCAGCUGGUACAACAGAUCAUUUUCAAUUAGAGGAAAAAGCUAGCAACGGCUCAACUUCUUCAAAAAGACAGCGAGAGAACGUGGAUAAAAGCAAUUCUUUUUUAGAUGAUAACUUUUCAUUAUUGUGUUCAAAAAUAUCUAUGAAGAGCAAUUGAGAAAUUCCCAUUUAGCUAAAUCUGCAGUGGGUGAGCGGUAGUUUGUUGAGUGUUGGAGUGCACAGGCUCCACAUAUCCAUCCUCCUAUGUGUUAGCCAGCAUAGAACUUAUGUCAGUGCUAAAACAUGAGCUGCAAAAUGUGUCAUGUGAAUCGCUGUUUCUUCUUAUUGGACCAAUGUGAAGUUUCUCCUGAAAAUGUUUGUUACUUAAUUAAAAGAAAAAACCUUAACCCGUA
Messenger RNA from Gasterosteus aculeatus aculeatus (three-spined stickleback), 3915 nucleotides. RefSeq lists its product as uncharacterized. NCBI's taxonomy places the organism in Eukaryota, Metazoa, Chordata, Actinopteri, Perciformes, Gasterosteidae. Gene Ontology annotation, cellular component: nucleus. The record is from RefSeq and is a predicted model, not a curated record. Gene Ontology annotation, biological process: regulation of gene expression.